Molecule: messenger RNA, 2042 nt
Organism: Annulohypoxylon truncatum
Lineage: Eukaryota; Fungi; Ascomycota; Sordariomycetes; Xylariales; Hypoxylaceae
Exons: 2
Coding region: 1-1323 (440 amino acids)
Source: RefSeq, a predicted model, not a curated record
AUGGUAGGGUUUGUUGAACGCCUUCGAAAGCCUAAGCCACCAAUCGCUCCUGGGUCACCCUCCAAAGACCACAUAUUACCAUCACAACAACCGACUACGCCACAAUAUCCCAGGCCACCCGUUCUUAGGAACUUCUCCUACCCAAUUAACAUAGGGAACACGGAACAAUUGCAGUAUCCGUCGGCCCCCUCAACCGGACAAACAGCUUGGGAUCGGCUUGGCGAGAUUUGCAGCUUUUCUCCUGAUAGUGUAUCACGAACGGGGAAGGUUAGGACGCCCACUUUGGAUGAUCCCUUUUUCUUCAAGUCUGGGUCGGAGCCGUAUAGUCGACUGGACGACGAAGAAGGGUAUAGUUUUGGGAUUAGCGUCUCUCCUGAGCAGCUCAUUGAGCGAGAGUCGCCAUCUCAAGAAGAGCCCAAAUCACGAAAGAAGCAACGCAGAAGCACUCUGCUGGGCUUAACCUCUACCGAGAAGAAUGCGCUGAAAGAUAAGGCAUCAAAAUCGUCCAAGAGUCAAUCUUUAGGUGACCGCAUUUUUACCCCAAAUUCCAUUGUUACCUCUCGCCUCAAGCGUAACUCGCUGGGCCAGCAUAAGGCAGCUGUAUCGUUGGACGCAUCUCGUCUCAUGGUCUUACCUUCUGGUAGCCCUGAUCGACCUGCAUCCAGUUCAGGAGUCCCUCUCAUUGAUACGAGACUCAGAUCGCCGAGCCCGACCUUAGCGCCCGAACCUUCACCACUAUUACUCCCACGGGAAAAUACCAUUGACUUUUCGGCCGACCCCGAAGAAGAAUCGCUGAUAUUGCAAACCACUGUAUCGAUGAGGUCCCUCGAGAUGGGUCUGGGUCGUCAUGGGAAAACCUCACACAGUUACGCUGAAUCAACCCGCAAUGCUCUGGAAGAUGGUAGCAGUCGAAAGAGCAACCACGCGGUAAUCGACUCUGCAAAACAUAAAAGGGGUGAUGGGAUACCCCGCUGGUUGUCUCAGAUCAAGGGCUGGGUUUCUGUUUCGGAGCCGUCGGCUCAGGCUUUGAAACAAUACAAGAAAGAGACGUAUGAGAAGGCUCACAUAGCUUUUGAUGACCCCCAAGCAAACGCAAAGCUUCACUUACCAAUUGGGACAUUGCCCCAAGAUGCUAUAAAACCGGCCGGUCGAGGACCUGAUCCGGAGGAAAUUGUUAUGAAGCAAGCAGAGCAACGAAAGAAAAUGAGGCUUUCCGGCAGUCGGAUGGGCAGCACUUCUCAGGGCUCUAGGUCGAGUAUUAGUCGCUACUCGUCUUCUAGCAGCACCGUAUUUAGUGGUGGAAAGGAGAAUGUUUCGCCAUAACCGGAGUAGGACGGCACAUACAUGGCGUACACGAUAUCCUAUCGCAAUCCGAUCAUCGUUGGAAUUUAUAACUUAACGUAAUUUUAAUUGCGAUUUUUGUCAAUCUGCAAAACCCCAGCUAGGAACUCUUAGCAAAGAGCUUCGCGUUUGUUACCCUACCUAGCAGCUAGAUAUAAUCUUGGUAGAAGGAAUGCAACAAAUUUAACUAAUAGACCAAAUAGACGAUUCUUAUGAAAACUCGAGGGAAAUAUUCAUUUGAUAUUUGCUGAUUUCUUGGAGAGGGAUUCAUCUCAUACAUGGUAGCGAAUCAUCGAGAUCUAGGAUGAGGGGAAUUGGAGAAUUUGGAGAAGUCCCCACCCUUAACCCCAACGAGUUCCUACUCAAUUAGCCAACGAUGCUAGAUGUAAAGAGAAACAAGACUUCGCAGUAUUUCUUAAAGACAGGUGACUGGGACUGUUGGGGCUAAUGUUUAAGUAGAGCCCGGUGCUAUAUUGAGUUUCUUGGCUCAAGUACUUCUGCGCCCACGACGCGAAUUUCCAGCUAAGAUCGAGCUUUAUGCGGGGUCAACCUACCUAGGUCGAGAGCUAGUAGAACCAAUAGUCAAUGACGUAGGGCUCCUUCGGUGUGGUUCGACUAGCCGGGGCAAAUUCUCCUGGUGUCACGAGCGGAAACAUAGCUAGGCACUUAGAUAAAUAUAAGUUCGUUGGAGAUAAGUAAAG